Messenger RNA from Didymodactylos carnosus, 381 nucleotides. NCBI's taxonomy places the organism in Eukaryota, Metazoa, Rotifera, Eurotatoria, Philodinida, Philodinidae. The record is from the annotation of a GenBank genome assembly.
AUGAGUAUAAACUACUCUUCGUUGAUUAUUGUUCAAAAUACAGUCACCAUUCCAUUACCAUCAUUAGAUCCGUAUCGAAAACUACUGAAAAAAUAUCCACAAACUUUGAGUUGUCCAUGCUCAACAAUUUCAAUUCUUUAUUCUACAUUUGUAAGUUUUACACCACGAUACAAUGAAGUGUGUAAAAGCAGAUUUGUAUCCACUGAUUGGAUUGAUACUAUUAAACGUCCACAAGUUCCUUCGAGUUAUUAUUUCGAAAUGUUAGCUAUAUUAUGCACACUCUCCAAUGAAACAAUACAUAACGCUUUGAAUGAGGCUGGUGUUACUCAAUUAAUUAGUUCAACUAUUCAGACAGAACAGAGUAUUGAAACUGAAUCAUAA